CCGGGACUAAGUGAACGAAACACCGCACUGGAUUAACACUGGGCCUGGACACACCAGGAUGUCCGCGGAAAACGACACGGCCAGCCAUGAAUCGCCUCCUGCUCCUGCUGAGAGCGGAGGAGGGGGCCUCGAGCGCCAGGGCUCGUCGUCUGUGAAGGGCGGCGAGGAGAAGCCCCUGUCGAGCGCGUGGCAAGCCGCCCUGGGCGCCACAUCUGCCAUGGACAAGGAGAAGCAGGAGCGAAAGCGGGUGGUGCGCAAGAUGCCCAAAGUGAUCGAGAGACCAGUUCGGGCGCUCUUCUGCCUCACCCUACAGAACCCUAUCCGGAAGAUAUGUAUAGACAUAGUAGAGUGGAAACCUUUUGAAUAUCUUAUACUUUUAACCAUUUUUGCAAAUUGUAUAGCCCUUGCUGUAUUUACUCCCUUUCCCUAUGGAGAUUCCAAUUAUAUAAAUGCUUAUCUGGAAAAAAUUGAAUAUGUAUUUUUGGUGAUCUUCACUGCCGAGUGUAUCAUGAAAAUCAUCGCGCAGGGACUCGUCCUUCAUCCUGGUGCUUAUCUGCGGAACACGUGGAAUCUCCUCGAUUUUAUAAUUGUAGUCAUAGGUGUCAUUAGUACAGCUCUUUCCAACCUUAUGAAGGAAGGUUUUGACGUCAAGGCACUAAGAGCAUUCCGUGUAUUGAGGCCUCUCCGAUUAGUGUCUGGUGUUCCAAGUUUACAAGUUGUGCUCAAUUCUAUUUUGAAAGCCAUGAUUCCCCUGCUUCAUAUCGCGCUGCUGGUCAUCUUCGUCAUCAUUAUCUAUGCAAUUAUCGGUUUGGAGUUGUUCUCAGGAAAGAUGCACAAAACCUGUUUCGAUAACGUCACAGGUCAGAUCACGCUGGAUAACCCCCAUCCGUGCGGCGAUUCCGGUUUCCAGUGCAACGCGGACGAGGGGGAGGUGUGCAGGCCGUACUGGGAGGGCCCCAACUACGGCAUCAUCAACUUCGACAACUUCGGCCUGGCCAUGCUCACCGUCUUCCAGUGCGUCACCAACGAGGGAUGGACGAACGUCCUCUACAACGUGAACGAUGCGUGUGGAAACCAGUGGCCUUGGAUUUAUUUUCUUAGUCUUAUCAUUCUCGGAUCAUUUUUCGUUUUAAAUCUUGUUCUCGGUGUGUUGAGUGGAGAGUUUUCCAAAGAGAGAGAAAAAGCAAAAGCUCGUGGUGAUUUUCACAAGUUGAGGGAGAAACAACAAAUAGAGGAAGACCUUAGAGGAUAUUUAGACUGGAUCACACAAGCGGAGGAUAUCGAACCAGAUGAUGCAGCCAAUCAGGAUGAAGAUAGAUUAGAACCUGAAGUUGAUAAAUUGGAAGGGGAAGCUGGCAGCCAGGAGAACAUCUCAACACCAUCUUGGUGGGAGGUCAAAAAGAGACGGUUCGAUCGAUACAACAAAAGGAUACGAAGGGGCUGUAGGAAGCUUGUCAAGUCUCAAGCUUUUUACUGGAUUGUCAUUGUCCUCGUCUUUUUAAAUACCAUUACUUUAGCUUCAGAACAUCAUCAUCAGCCGAAAUGGCUCGAUCAUUUUCAAGAGCAGGCGAACAUCUUCUUUGUGGCCCUCUUCACGAUGGAGAUGUUCCUCAAGAUGUACAGCUUAGGUUUCCAGGGGUACUUCGUGAGUCUCUUCAACAGGUUUGACUGUUUCGUGGUGAUAAGCUCCAUUCUGGAAAUGGUGCUGCUCUACACGGACGUCAUGCCGCCGCUUGGGGUGUCUGUGCUGCGUUGCGUUCGUCUUCUACGUAUCUUCAAGGUCACAAAGUACUGGACUUCCCUGUGCAAUCUUGUUGCGUCUCUCAUCAACUCCGUUAGGUCAAUUGCUAGCUUGUUGCUUUUGCUGUUUCUUUUCAUCGUCAUUUUUGCUCUCUUGGGCAUGCAAGUUUUCGGUGGACGCUUCAACUACAAGGAACUGGAAGAAAAGCCGCGACACAACUUUGACAGCUUCGUCCAGGCUCUGCUCACUGUCUUCCAGAUCCUCACUGGUGAAGAUUGGAAUGAAGUCAUGUACGAUGGCAUCCGGGCGUACGGAGGAGUCAGUUCCUAUGGCGUGAUGGCUUGCAUUUAUUUCAUCAUAUUGUUCAUCUGUGGUAACUAUAUCCUGCUAAACGUCUUCUUGGCUAUCGCUGUGGACAACUUAGCUGAUGCGGACAGCCUGACGGGAGUAGAGAAGGAGGGCGAAGAGGAGGAAGGGGAAGAAGGGGCCGUCCCCGUAGAGGAAGCAGGUGGAGAGCGCGGAAGUCGCGAAGAAAUGGAUGAUGAAAUGUGCAACCGUAACCGCAGGAAGAGCGAAAUGGUCAAGCUGGACGGCGUGCAAAUGAAUCACGUUGGAUUCGCCUCUGAUAAAUUGAAUCAAGUUGAGAUUAGGAUUGACGGAGAUGAGAAAGAAGAGGAAGUUGAGAAGGAGGAAGAUGAGGAAGAAGAAGAAGUAGAGGAGGGAGAAGAGGAAGUAGAAUCCGUCGUUGGCUCAACAGGUGCUAGGCCACGUCGCAUGUCCGAGAUGGAUAUCCCCAACAAAAAAGAACCCAUCCCCAACUAUAGCUCAUUUUUCGUAUUCUCACCAACGAACAAAUUUCGAGUGCUGUGCCAUAAGACUAUCAACCACAACUACUUCGGUAAUAUGGUGUUGGCAUGCAUCUUAAUUAGUAGUGCUAUGCUGGCCGCAGAAGACCCUCUCAGUGCAGAGACACCGCGCAAUCGAAUAUUGAACUAUUUUGACAUCUUUUUUACAUCUGUGUUUACCAUUGAAAUCACGCUGAAGGCAAUCACUUUUGGUCUUAUCCUACACAAAGGCUCCUUUUGUCGGAGUGCUUUUAAUAUUUUAGAUAUACUUGUAGUGUGUGUGUCCCUGAUAUCUUUUGGCUUCGAUAACGGAGCCAUUUCUGUAGUGAAGAUUCUUCGUGUCUUGAGGGUCUUGCGUCCACUUAGAGCUAUUAAUCGUGCCAAAGGUUUAAAACAUGUCGUCCAGUGUGUCAUUGUAGCUGUCAAAACUAUCGGAAACAUCAUGUUAGUGACGUUUUUAUUGAAUUUUAUGUUUGGUGUCAUUGGGGUGCAAUUAUUCAAGGGAAAAUUUUUCGCUUGCAAUGACGGCUCAAAACUGUUUGAAAAGGACUGCCAGGGCCAGUACAUCAUCUACCAAGGUGGUGAUAUCACGAAACCCAUAGCGGAAGAUAGGAAGUGGGAAAGGUACAAGUUCAAUUUUGACGAUGUUGCCAAAGCCAUGCUCACACUUUUUACAGUAUCCACUUUUGAAGGAUGGCCUCAACUGUUAUAUGUGGCCAUCGAUUCCCGUGCUGAAGAUGAGGGGCCUUAUCAUAAUUACCGACCCAUGGUAGCUAUCUUCUUCAUUAUAUAUAUCAUCAUCAUCGCCUUUUUCAUGGUCAACAUUUUCGUAGGUUUUGUCAUCGUCACCUUUCAGAACGAGGGAGAGCAAGAAUACAAAAAUUGCGAGCUGGACAAGAAUCAGAGGAACUGCAUAGAAUUCGCUUUGAAAGCCAAACCUGUCCGAAGGUACAUUCCGAAAGCCAGAAUACAGUACAACAUUUGGUGGUUCGUCACGUCGCAGUACUUUGAGUACACCAUUUUUGUCCUCAUCAUGAUAAACACCCUGACGCUCGCGAUGAAAUUUUAUGGCCAGCCAAAGUUAUACACCGAAACGCUAGACGUUUUAAAUAUUGUUUUCACCACUGUGUUUGCUCUGGAGUUUGUGUUCAAGCUCAUGGCCUUCAAAUUCAAAAACUACUUUGGUGAUGCGUGGAAUGUAUUUGACUUCAUUAUCGUUCUGGGAAGUUUCAUUGAUAUCAUAUAUGGAGAGGUUAAUCCCAACUCCGGCAUCAUCAGCAUCAAUUUCUUCCGUCUCUUUCGUGUCAUGCGGUUGGUAAAGCUUUUAAGCAGAGGCGAAGGGAUACGAACUCUGUUGUGGACCUUUAUCAAAUCUUUCCAAGCUCUUCCGUACGUCGCCCUAUUGAUAGCAAUGCUUUUCUUCAUAUAUGCAGUUAUUGGAAUGCAGGUAUUUGGAAAAAUUGCUCUGGAUCCCGAAACCGAAAUCCAUCGAAACAACAACUUCCAAACUUUCCCUCAAGCAGUCUUGGUGCUUUUCAGAUCUGCCACGGGUGAGGCGUGGCAGGAAAUCAUGAUGGCCUGUGUCAAUGAAGAAACCGUCAAGUGCGACAAACAUUCGGAUGAUAGCGGAAAGCUGUGUGGCACGGACAUUGCGAUUCCAUACUUCAUAUCAUUUUACGUUUUAUGUUCGUUUCUGAUUAUCAAUUUAUUUGUGGCCGUCAUCAUGGACAACUUCGAUUAUUUAACUCGAGAUUGGUCCAUUUUGGGUCCCCACCAUUUAGAUGAAUUCGUCCGACUGUGGUCUGAAUACGAUCCAGAUGCCAAAGGACGAAUCAAACAUCUAGAUGUCGUCACUUUGCUGCGAAAGAUUUCCCCUCCCUUGGGUUUUGGAAAAUUGUGUCCCCAUAGAGUUGCUUGUAAGAGAUUAGUAUCUAUGAACAUGCCGUUGAACAGCGAUGGAACCGUGAAUUUUAAUGCCACAUUAUUUGCGGUAGUACGAACGUCCUUGAAGAUCAAAACGGAAGGUAACAUAGAUGAAGCUAACGAAGAACUUAGAGCUAUAAUAAAGAAAAUAUGGAAGAGGACGAAUCCGAAACUCUUAGAUCAAGUAGUUCCUCCCGCAGCUGACGAAGAUGUUACCGUUGGCAAAUUCUAUGCCACCUUCCUGAUUCAGGACUACUUCAGAAGGUUCAAGAAGAGGAAAGAAGAACGGGAGAAAGCCGUCGGAGAUGGUACUGAGGAAAGCACGGUUGCCUUGCAAGCUGGCCUUCGGACUCUUCACGAAGCUGGUCCCGAAUUACGAAGAGCAAUUUCUGGCAAUUUAGAAGAAGACGAGUUUGAAGAAGGAUCGGACAUUUUGCCGAUGCACAGGAGAAACCAUCCUAUUUUCGGAAACAUCUGGGGCAGAGGAAAGGGCCAGCAGGGUAAAGGAGCGAAUGCCAUGCGAUCCCACGCAAAGAUAUCUCCUGCCAAUGCUCUGAACCUUGCCAGUCCCAACCAUCGCGGAAUGGGCAACCAUUUUGUGCUUACUGGAGACCACGACAUGCAAUCCAGCGCGCCCUCGGACGACUCCUCUGAGGACCGGAGCCGCGCCCACCCUCCGACCCCCCCUCCCAGGCGGUUCCUGCGCCGUGGCGGCUCCUUUCGGCUGCCCUGCAUCCUGAAGCAGGACAGCCACGAGAAGCCCAUCGUCCAGCGACAGGAUUCCGACUCCCCCACUGACUGCGCCCUCAUGAGCCGGAUUGCUGCCUCUCUCAGGUUCGCGCCCCUGCCGGCCAUGGCCGUCGCCGGACUGGCGCCGCCCCCGGACCAGGACCUGAUGCAGUCGCCGAAGCCGGACAGGCAGAACAACCACGUCCCCAUGCACAGAGCUUCCUAUCACGGUCACAGCAAGUAUAUUCCAGAAAUGAAUGGUAUGGAAAUGCAGAAUCAUUUACAACGGCACCCUGAAGAAAGGUUUAUUGGUAGUGCCGAAAACUUAGUCGGACGGGUUCUGCAAGAGCAGGGAUUGGGUCGAUACUGCGACCCCGAGUUCGUGAAAGCCACCCAGCGAGAACUAGCAGAGGCCAUCAACAUGACUCCAGAGGAGCUGGACCGAGCGGCCCACCGGCUGCUCCAGGAGCAGCAAAACCCUACCAGCAACCCUUACCUGUACCAGCCCAUGAGCUCCGAGGAGGACAGCCCGUACCACGUGCCAAAAAACGGUCUUCGCCCGAGCGAAGGCUUUCUCUUGAGCUUACAAGACGAGGACAGGCCUCACAGCCAACAGAACUACCACGGCGAGGCCCAGUGGGACAAUAAGCAGUUUGGAGACACUAGAUUAUAGCAUUUUUUAAAGUACCGUUGUACGUUGAAUGGACAGUUGUUUCAUACCCGUCCUGUUCCGUGUGCGUAUCAGAUGGCGGCAUGCCUCGUAGAGCGUGGACUGUCUCCAAAUCCAUCAUUUCCAGUGCCUUCUAUAACCUUUUUCUGGAGGGAGCGGAGCUGAAAGAUGUUCCUUUCACCCCCCAGUCUGUAUAUUUUUGGUUUGGAUCCCAUUUUUUUUGUCAACACACGUGUUACAUCGUUGGAAAGGAAAGGUGGUCUUGGUACAUAAAACUCCAUUAUUCCUGAUUCAGAAGAUGUUGGUUUAAAGCUGUUUCAAGUUUUGCCUUCGUUUGUGAUCUAC
Molecule: messenger RNA, 6253 nt
Organism: Uloborus diversus
Lineage: Eukaryota; Metazoa; Arthropoda; Arachnida; Araneae; Uloboridae
Gene: Ca-alpha1D
Product: muscle calcium channel subunit alpha-1-like
Exons: 46
Coding region: 59-5911 (1950 amino acids)
Biological process (GO): calcium ion import across plasma membrane
Cellular component (GO): voltage-gated calcium channel complex; membrane
Molecular function (GO): high voltage-gated calcium channel activity
Source: RefSeq, a predicted model, not a curated record